UUUUUUAUAAUUUAAUCCAAAUAAUAAUAAUAAUAAUAACAUUGCAAUUGCAACUACAAUUUAAAGAUAAAAUUCUAAUGGAUUGCAAAUUAGUUUGAUAAAUUAAACUGAACAAGAAACAGAAUUAGAACCAUAAAUGCCCCACUAUUACGGGAUUCCACAUGAUUUCCUAAUCUUUAUCGUCAUCUUCAAAUUCGCAACGAUCUAAUUCAAAACUUUCCCGGAAAAGAAAAUUUCAGUGAGAAUUUUACUCUUAGCCAAACAAAUUGAAAUCAAUCCUCUUGCCUUUGAUCUGCUAUAAAAUCCCCUUUCCAUCUUCAUUGAAAUUCAACAAGCUCACCGGUUUCGGAUUUGGAUUGGAUGCAUUGAAAGGAAAAAUUUCAGAAAAAAAUACCUGAAUUACCGAAUAACAAUGGAUUCCAGAGCCAUUUCCGCCGCCUUACUCUUCAAUUUCCUCCUCUUCUCAGCCGCCUCCGCUUUCAAUAUCACUAAGCUCUUAAGCCAGUUCCCCGAUUUCACUAAUUUCAACGAUUUACUCACACAAACAAAACUCGCCGAUCAAAUAAACAGCAGAGAAACAAUCACCGUCCUCGCCCUCGACAACGGCGCAAUUUCUAGCCUCUCCGGAAAGCCAGUGGACGUCGUGAAGAGGAUCCUGAGCGUUCAUGUUAUUCUUGAUUACUACGAUGUUCAGAAGUUAGGUAAAUUGUCGAACGAUAACACUACAGUUCUCACAACUUUGUUUCAGGCAAGCGGUGCCGCAACAAAUCAGCAAGGUUUCAUCAAGGUUAAAUCGAUUAACGAAGGUGAAGCCGCGUUUGGAUCUGCUGUGAAAAGAGCACCGACUUAUUCAAAAUUGGUGAAAUCUGUUGCUUCUCAGCCGUACAAUAUCUCUGUUCUUCAGAUCACAUCUCCUAUUCAGGUUCCUGGAAUCGAUUCCAAGGCAACUAACUCUACUCCUCCACCACCAUCACCGGCGUCGUCUUCUCCUGUUGAAUCUCCUAAAGAAGCACCGGCUCCUUCCGCUGAGACUCCGUCAAAGGCUGAUGCUCCGGCUGCCGAAACACCUAAGGCCGUUGCCGAUGCGCCGUCGAGUUCUCCGCCGACGGCCGAGGCCGAUUCACCGAAGGCAGCGGACAGCGACGCCGAUGCGGCUGCACCAGGACCUAGCGAUGCAUCUGGCGCGUCGUCAGGCGGUAGAUUCGUCGGAGGUGCGGUGGUUAUGGCGGUGAUGUCGUCGUUUCUGGCUUUGUGAGCUCUAAAAGCUAAUGCGGUUAAGGUGAUGCUUUGAAGAUUGAAAAAAUUAUGAACUAUGUCUACCGCUCAAUCAAUGCCAUUGGCACCACAAUGAGCGAAAAAAAAAAAUAUCAUCAUUUUUCCAACGAAAUGAAAUAUUCAUGAGAUUGUUCUAA
This is a messenger RNA of Benincasa hispida (wax gourd), 1412 nucleotides long. RefSeq names its product fasciclin-like arabinogalactan protein 14. Lineage: Eukaryota; Viridiplantae; Streptophyta; Magnoliopsida; Cucurbitales; Cucurbitaceae. The record is from RefSeq and is a predicted model, not a curated record. Gene Ontology annotation, cellular component: plasma membrane.